Myripristis murdjan (pinecone soldierfish) is the source of this 11742-nucleotide messenger RNA. RefSeq names its product dynein, axonemal, heavy chain 7 (gene dnah7). The coding region runs from base 1 to 11742 and encodes 3913 amino acids. NCBI's taxonomy places the organism in Eukaryota, Metazoa, Chordata, Actinopteri, Holocentriformes, Holocentridae. Gene Ontology annotation, biological process: microtubule-based movement. The record is from RefSeq and is a predicted model, not a curated record. Gene Ontology annotation, molecular function: calcium ion binding; ATP binding; dynein light intermediate chain binding. Gene Ontology annotation, cellular component: dynein complex. The transcript is spliced from 65 exons.
AUGGGUGGCUUUAUGUUCACUGCCCGAAUGCUGCUGCUCACAGGAGUGAGAAUCCUGCCCAAAGCAAGUGGAAAACCCAGCACCCAGCACCCACACCACAACUUUCACAGGAGCCGUGAGGACAGUGAAGCUCCUGGUUCUGCUGAAGCUACAGAAAACAAGAAACAGAGAUUUGAGUACUUCAUCCAGAAUGGCAUUGGUGAGCACGUGGCCCCUAUGGAUGACUCACAGCUGGAGAAUAUCCUGAAACUUGUUCCCUGCCACCUGAAGAGUUCCGCUACAACAAUUGAGCAGCUGUCUGAUGAGAUAAGGGAUGACUACUUAUUCAGUGUCAAGAAGUCUGUGGUGGAUUUUGUGUUCAGGGACUCAAGAAAAAGUGAUGAGGACUCGAAAGAGCUGCCCCCCCACAGAGCUGAAUUGAUGGUGUUGCCACAACUGUGGAACAAGUCCUUUGCCCGUGCCCAAAGGAGGAUGAGAAAUAACCUUCAUGCCAUCAACCCUGCUAUGCUGCAGGUUCUGGACCUCUGGCAUGUCUCUUUCAAGAAGCUGCGUUUGAUUGAUGUGGAGGAGUUCCACUCCAGAGAGGAGCCCAUAGAACUCUCAGCCUUCCAGCGUAUUGUCACAAUCCAUAUUCAUAAAGCCAGUAGCAUUCUUUAUAACAAAUGGCUUCCUGAGGUGCAGAGCAUUUACCAGAGAGGCAAGCGCAAGCUGGUGCCCAGCAACAGUAACAUGACCAGGUUACAGUCCUUCUUCAACUGUGUGGCUGCCCUGAUGACCUCCCAGCUGCAGAGCCUGGCACUAGACUCCAUGAGGGACUACACACACCUCAUUUCCCAAGGCUCUUCCAUACAAGCCUAUGAUCAUCCAGGCUUUGUACUGAAUCUGAUGUUGGAGGACAGGGAGAUCAACUUUGAGCCUAGCUUCAAGACGUUUGAGAUGGUCCUCCUUCAGGUCUACGACCAGAUGCUCACCCUUAUCAGUGUGAUGCCUCGUCUAGAAACCAUGCUCUAUUCUGAAUGGCAGGGCAACCGGGCUAGGGUCACCCUGAGGCCCAUCAUCCUGCCAGAGAUCCUGCAAGCCCAGCGGGAGGAGGUGUGCAGGGUAAUCUGGGCUGAGAGUGUCAGGCCCUCAGAGCAUGUGCGCCAGUAUGAUAAGUACGCCAUGCUGGUGUCCAAGCAGGCGGAGGAAGAUGUGGAGCAGUUCCUCCAAGAGCAGCAUUCCUUUCAGGAGAUCAUGGUAGAGGUGAUUCGCUACCAGCAGCUGGCUAAACAGAUUCAGUCCACCUCAUGCAAGGUGGAGCAUUUUGGAAUGUUUACAGUUCAUGCCCAUGGGCUGAUCUGCUCUCUUGUCAAGCGUGCUGAGGGGCUACAACAAAAGCUGGUCACACGGAUGCUGCAGGAACAUCAGGAAAUCAACAAGAAGCUCUCUGAUGAAUUUGAGAGAAUUGCACAGAAGGCACUGAGCACACCACCUGACACACAACAACUUAUGGAACUCAAGGCAUAUGUCAACACAGUUGAGACCACAGAGAUGCCUCUGCUGGAGCAGAGACUGAGGGACUUGAACAGCCAGCUGUGGCUCCUGAUGGAGUACAUCAUGCUGUCUCCAGAGGACAUGGAGCUCAACAAUCAGACUAUCCUGUGGUAUUCACGUAUGCCCUCCAUCUUUGAAAAACACAGAGAAAUCAUCAAAGACAAGACCGAGCAGUACCAGAGUAGCCUCAAGCUGCGCUGCACAUGCUUUGUGGAGGUGCUGGAGAGCUACAGCACACAGGCAGAGGAGUUUUCCACCUUUGGCAACCUAGCAGAUCUUGACAAAUACUUGACGAAAGCCCAGGCCCUCAAUGCCAAACUGGAGUCAGCCAUGGAAAAGAUUGAUGGUUUUAACCAAGAGGAGGAGGCCUUUGGGUGGCCUGUGUCCCAGUACCCACAGCAUAAGAAGGUCCAGGAUAAGCUCAUGCCCUUCCUGCGCCUCUACGAGACAGCCUCUGACUUCCAGAAACAGCACCAGCAGUGGGUACAUGGGCCACUAUCUAGUGUCGACCCAGACAAGGUAGAGGGGGAUGUUGGCAACUUCUGGCGUGCUCUCUACAAGCUAGAGAAAGGCUUCUCAGAUACCCCCAAUGCCCUGAGCAUUGCCACCAGUGUGAAGGCUGAGUUGGAGACUUUCAAAGAACACAUUCCUCUCGUGCAGGUGUUGUGCAACCCUGGCCUGCGUGACCGUCACUGGGAUGCCAUGUCAGCAGUAGCUGGCUUUUCCCUGCAGCCCUCUGAUGACCAGGCCUGUGUGGCACAUUUCCUGCCCUUGCAGCUAGAACAACACCUGAGCAGCUUUGAGGGCAUCAGUGAAGCUGCUAGCAAGGAGUACUCACUGGAAAAGGCCAUGGAGAAAAUGGCUGGUGAAUGGGACAACAUGGAGUUCAAUCUGUUGUCCUACCGAGACACAGGUACCUCCAUCCUGUCAUGCGUGGAUGAGGUGCAGAUGCUGUUGGACGAUCACAUUGUGAAGACACAGACCAUGAGGGGCUCACCCUUUAUCAAACCUUUCGAGGUAGAAAUACGAGAGUGGGAGGGAAAAUUGCUGCUCCUCCAAGAGAUCCUGGAUGAGUGGCUGAAGGUACAAUCCACCUGGUUGCACUUGGAGCCCAUCUUCAGCUCCCCAGACAUCAUGACUCAGAUGCCUACGGAGGGAAGUCGCUUCACUGCUGUUGACAAGACUUGGAGGGACACAAUGAAGCAAGUAUCCCUGGACAAGCAUGUUCUAGCUGUAGUGGCCAUCGACAAGAUGCUGGAGAAGCUAAAAACAUCCAAUGAACUUCUCGAGAUGAUUCUCAAAGGUCUCAAUAACUACCUGGAGAGGAAGCGCCUCUACUUCCCGCGGUUUUUCUUCCUGUCCAAUGACGAACUGCUGGAAAUUAUUUCUGAGACCAAAGACCCCACCAGGGUGCAGUCCCAUCUUAAGAAGUGUUUUGAGGGCAUUGCUAGUGUGGUGUUCACUGAUGUGUUGGACAUCACCCACAUGAAGAGCAGUGAGGGUGAGGUGGUGCAGUUACUAGAUAUCAUCUCUACCUCCAAGGCCAGAGGCCAAGUGGAGAAGUGGCUUCUAGAGCUGGAGAAGGGCAUGACUGUUUCCUUGCAUAAGAUAAUUGGAGAGGCAAUUGAAGCAUACCCCAAGGACCUCAGGAUCAACUGGGUGCGUGCUUGGCCAGGCCAGAUUGUGUUGUGUGUGUCACAGGUUUACUGGACAAAGGAUAUCCAUGAAGCCAUCAGCUCAGGAAAAAAGGCCCUAGAAUCCUAUCUGCAGCAGAACAACAGACAAAUUGAUGACAUUGUGACACUUGUGCGUGGCAAGCUGUCUAAGCAGAACCGGGUAACCCUGGGUGCCUUGGUGGUGUUGGACGUCCAUGCCAGGGAUGUGUUGGCUACACUGGUGCAAAAGGGCAUAAGUGAUGAGAAUGACUUUGAGUGGCUCAGUCAACUGCGCUACUAUUGGGUGGAGAAUCACCUCCAGACUAAGAUGAUCAAUGCUGGCUUGGCCUAUGGUUAUGAGUAUCUAGGGAACACUCCAAGGCUGGUCAUUACUCCACUCACUGACCGCUGCUACCGCACUCUGUUUGGGGCUCUCCAUCUGCAUUUGGGAGGGGCCCCUGAAGGCCCAGCAGGUACAGGGAAGACAGAGACAACCAAGGAUUUGGCUAAGGCUGUGGCUAAACAGUGUGUGGUUUUCAAUUGUUCCGAUGGUCUGGACUACAUCGCUCUGGGAAAGUUCUUUAAGGGCCUUUUGUCCUGUGGAGCCUGGGCCUGCUUUGAUGAGUUCAACCGCAUUGACCUGGAAGUGCUGUCUGUGGUGGCUCAACAGAUUCUCACCAUACAGAGAGGCAUCGCUACCCAUGCUGAGACGCUAAUGUUUGAAGGCACAGAGCUAAAACUGGACCCCUCCUGCGCUGUCUUCAUCACCAUGAAUCCUGGUUAUGCUGGACGCUCUGAGCUACCUGACAACCUCAAGGCUCUGUUCAGGACUGUGGCUAUGAUGGUGCCGGACUACGCCAUGAUCGCAGAGAUUGUGCUCUACUCGUGUGGCUUUGUGACCGCACGCCCCCUCUCGGUGAAGAUUGUGGCUACCUACCGACUGUGUUCAGAGCAGCUGUCCUCACAGCAUCACUAUGAUUAUGGUAUGAGGGCUGUCAAGUCUGUGCUGACUGCUGCUGGAAACCUCAAGCUGAAUUUUCCGGAGGAGAAUGAAGACAUCCUGUUGCUGAGGUCAAUUGUUGAUGUCAAUCUGCCCAAGUUCCUGGCGCAUGAUCUGCCACUCUUUGAGGGCAUCACCUCUGACCUUUUCCCAGGGGUCAAGCUGCCAAAACCAGAUUACGUCAUUUUGCUGGAGGCCAUCAAGGAAAACAGCAAGCGCAUGAACCUGCAGGUUACUGACUUCUUUGCAGAGAAAAUCCUGCAGAUCUUUGAGAUGAUGAUUGUGAGGCAUGGCUUCAUGCUGGUGGGUGAGCCCUUUGGAGGGAAGACCAGUGCCUACCAUGUCCUGGCAGCAGCGUUGCACGACAUCUGGGAAAAGGGGCUGAUGGAUGAGAACCGAGUGCAAAUCACAGUCAUCAACCCCAAGUCCAUCACCAUGGGCCAGCUUUAUGGACAGUUUGACCCCGUAUCUCAUGAAUGGUCAGAUGGCAUCCUUGCUGUUAGCUAUAGAGCCUUUGCCACCUCACAGAGCGCAGACAGGAAAUGGCUGAUCUUUGAUGGCCCAGUGGAUGCAGUGUGGAUCGAGAACAUGAACACAGUACUGGAUGACAACAAGAAGCUCUGUUUGAUGAGUGGCGAGAUCAUUCAGAUGUCCCCACAAAUGAACCUUAUCUUCGAGCCCAUGGAUCUGGAGGUGGCCUCACCAGCCACGGUGUCUCGCUGUGGUAUGAUCUACAUGGAGCCCCACAUGCUGGGCUGGCGACCUCUUAUGCAGUCCUGGCUCAAUACUCUGCCCAAUACAAUCAGCACUAUACACAAGGACCUCAUCACCAGCCUCUUUGACCGCAUACUGCCUGCCUGCUUACAACUCAUUCGGAAGGCCACCAAGGAGCUGUCUCCAACCUCUGACACCAACCUAGUCAAGUCCCUGAUGAACCUGAUGGACAGCAUGAUAGAUGAGUUCUAUGAUGAGGCCAAGAUUAAGAGCAUGAAUGAGAGGGAUAUUUGCUCCUGGCUGGAGGGCAUUUUUGUCUUCUGCCUGGUGUGGUCAGUGGGUGGCAGCUGUGAUGAGGCGGGUCGGGUCAAGUUUGAUGCCGUGGUCAGAGAGAUACUGAAUGGGCCCUUGAGUGAAGAGACCCGGGUCCAACAUGGCAUCCUGACUACAGUAGAGCCUCCACCCAAACAGCUGACUGUGCCCCUGCCCACUGUGGGGACACUCUACCAGUAUCGCUUCAUUAAAGAGGGCCCAGGCAGGUGGGAGCUGUGGACAGAUGAGCUGAAGAUUGCAUCCCCUAUACAUAAGGACAUGCAAUUUAACGAAAUCAUCGUACCCACAGAAGACACAGUACGCUACACAGCACUAAUGGAGCUGCUCGUCACCCAUGAGAAGCCCACCAUCUUCAUUGGUCCCACCGGUACUGGCAAGAGUGUUCUCAUCAGAGACUUCCUUUUGAAUAAGCUGCAGAAAGAUGUGUACAGCCCAUUAUUCAUCAACUUUUCAGCCCAGACCACAGCUGCCCAGACGCAAAAUAUCAUUAUGUCUAAGCUAGAUAAGAGACGCAAAGGAGUCUUCGGUCCUCCACUGGGAAAGAAAAUGGUGUUGUUUGUGGAUGAUGUGAAUAUGCCGGCCAGGGAGACUUAUGGUGCCCAGCCCCCUGUGGAGCUUCUUCGCCAGUGGCUGGACCACCGGAACUGGUAUGACAUGAAGGAUUGCUCCAUGAUCAGUCUGGCGGACAUCCAGAUCAUGUGUGCUAUGGGACCGCCUGGUGGGGGCAGGAACCCUAUAACGCCUCGCUUCCUGCGCCAUUUCAACAUGAUUACCGUUAAUGAAUUUGAUGAAAAGACCAUGUACACAAUCUUCUCCAGGAUCAUGGACUGGCAUUUCACCAGACGGUUUGAUUUCCCUGAACCUUUUGCAUGCCUGACAUCGCAAAUCAUUGAUGGCACCAUGUCAGUGUACCAAGAGGCCACCAAAAAUCUGCUGCCAACCCCUGCAAAGUCCCACUACCUCUUCAAUCUGCGUGAUUUCUCUCGUGUCAUCCAAGGUGUCUGCCUUUCACGGCCAGACACUGCCAAUGAGCCGUCUGUCAUUAAACGACUCUGGGUCCAUGAGGUCAUGAGGGUAUACUAUGACCGCCUGGUCCACAACUCAGACCAGGCCUGGCUGGUGAACCAUUUGCAGGUGGUGACACAGAGUCACCUGAGGGAAGACUUCCAUCAGCUCUUUCAGCAUCUAGACCAAGACCAAGAUGGGAAAGUCACUGAGGAUGACCUGCGCAGCCUCAUGUUCUGUGACUUCCAUGACCCACAGGGUGAAGAUCGCAGUUACCGUGAGGUACACAACCUGGACCAGCUCCAACAGGUGGUAGAGUCACACCUGGAAGAGUUCAACAACAUCAGCAAAGCACCCAUGAAGCUGGUGCUGUUCCGCUUCGCUAUUGAGCAUGUCUGCCGAAUUUCCCGCAUCCUCAAACAGCCGGGGGGCCAUGCCCUCCUGGUGGGGGUAGGCGGGAGUGGGCGACAGUCUCUCACACGGUUGGCCGCUCACAUGGCAGAGGCAGAGCUUUUCCAGGUGGAGAUAUCCAAGAGCUAUGGGACCACUGAGUGGCGCGAUGACCUGAAGUUGAUCUUGAAGAAGUCCACGCAGGGUGACAUGCAUGGAGUCUUCCUCUUUACUGACACACAAAUCAAGAUGGAGUCAUUCCUGGAAGAUGUUAGCAACCUGCUCAACACUGGGGAGGUGCCUAACUUGUUUGCUGUUGAUGAGAAGCAGGAGAUAUGUGAACGAAUGCGUGUGUUAGAUCGACAGCGAGAACGUGACCAGCAGACAGACGGCAGCUCCUUGGCCCUCUUCAACAUGUUCAUUGAGCGCUGUCGCACCCAGCUGCACGUGGUGGUGGCCAUGAGCCCCAUUGGAGACACAUUUAGAAACCGCUUGAGACGUUUCCCUGCCCUCAUUAACUGCUGCACCAUUGAUUGGUUCCAGAGUUGGCCUGCGGACGCUCUUCAAGCAGUGGCUUUUCGCUUCCUGGAGGACAUUGAAAUGACAGAUGAGACCCGUGCGGGCUGCAUCAGCAUGUGCAAGAGUUUCCACACCUCAACCAUCAAGCUGUCAGCACGCUUUUUGGAUGAGCUUCAGCGGUUCAACUAUGUCACCCCCACCUCCUACUUGGAACUCAUUUCCACCUUCAAGACCCUACUGACGAAAAAGAGAGCUGAGGUGAUGAAGCUGAAGCGCCGCUAUGAGGUGGGCCUGGAGAAGCUGGAGUCAGCUGAAGACCAGGUAGCCACAAUGCAAGUGGAGCUAGAAGCUCUACAGCCACAGCUAGUCGCGGCCAGCAAGGAAGUGGACGAGAUGAUGGUGGUGAUAGAGCAUGAGUCUGUGGAGGUGGCUGAGACAGAGAAGGUGGUGAAGGAAGAUGAGGCUGUGGCUAACGAGCAGGCAACGGCCGCUAAGGUGAUCAAGGAUGAGUGUGAUGCUGACCUGGCAAUAGCAAUGCCCAUCCUGGAGUCAGCCUUGGCUGCACUGGAUACACUUACCACACAGGACAUCAGAGUGGUCAAGUCCAUGAAAAGUCCACCCACAGCUGUCAAGCUGGUAAUGGAGGCAAUCUGCAUUCUCAAAGACAUCAAGCCCGAUCGUAUACCUGACCCAUCAGGCUCUGGUAAGAAGGUGAAGGACUUCUGGGGCCCCGCCAAGAAGCUCUUAGGAGACAUGAAGUUCCUCCAGAGCCUCCAUGAGUACGACAAGGACAAUAUCCCACCCAGUCUCAUUUCUGUCAUCCGCAACAAUUACGUCACCAACCCAGACUUUGUUCCAGAGAAGAUUCGAACUGCAUCCACUGCUGCUGAGGGCCUGUGUAAGUGGGUGCUUGCCAUGGACUCCUAUGACAAAGUGGCCAAGGUGGUGGCUCCUAAGAAGGAAAAGCUGGCUCAGGCAGAGGGGGAACUAAAGGUGGCCAUGGAGAGCCUACACAUAAAGCAAGCUGCCCUUAAAGAGGUCCAGGAUAAACUAGCAAAGCUUCAGGAGACCUUGGACGCUAACAAAAACAAGAAGGCUGACUUGGAGAAUCAGGUGGAUCUGUGCAGUAAGAAGCUGGAGCGAGCUGAGCAGCUGAUUGGAGGCCUUGGCGGAGAGAAAACACGCUGGAGCGAAGCGGCAUUCAACCUUGGAGAGCUCUACAACAACCUGACUGGGGACAUCCUCAUCUCAGCAGGCAUAGUGGCCUACCUGGGAGCCUUCACCUCCAGCUACAGACAGUGUCAAACAGAGGAGUGGAUAGAGCUAUGUAAGAGCACACAGAUCCCCUGCUCCUCCAACAUGUCUCUGAUGAACUCUCUCGGAGAGCCGACAAAGAUCCGUUCAUGGACUAUCGCGGGCCUGCCUUCAGACAGCUUCUCCAUUGACAAUGGUAUCAUCAUCUCUAAUGCUAGGCGGUGGCCCCUGAUGAUCGACCCUCAGGGCCAGGCCAACAAGUGGGUAAAAAACAUGGAGAAGGCCAAUAGCCUGCAUAUCAUCAAGCUGACUGAUGCCAACUUUGUACGCACACUGGAGAACUGCAUCCAGUUUGGCACACCAGUGCUGUUGGAGAACAUUGGUGAGGAGCUGGACCCCAUCCUGGAGCCUCUGCUGCUGAAACAGACCUUUAAACAAGGUGGUUCCAUGUGCAUACGCCUGGGAGACUCCACCAUUGAAUAUGCCCCUGACUUCCGCUUCUACAUUACUACCAAACUACGCAACCCCCACUACCUGCCAGAGACCUCUGUCAAGGUGACCCUGUUGAACUUCAUGAUCACCCUAGAGGGCAUGCAGGAUCAACUGCUGGGUAUUGUGGUGGCACGAGAGAGGCCCGACCUGGAGGAGGAGAAACAGGCACUCAUCCUGCAGGGAGCAGAGAAUAAGAGACAACUGAAGGAGAUCGAGGACAAGAUCCUGGAGGUGCUCUCCUCCUCUGAGGAUAACAUUUUGGAGGAUGAGACGGCCGUAAAGAUGCUCUCCUCCUCCAAGAUACUUGCCAAUGAAAUCUCAAGGAAGCAGGCCAUCGCUGAGGUAACAGAGGUGAAGAUUGAUGAGACCCGCAUGGGCUACACACCUAUUGCCGUCCACUCAGCCAUCCUGUUCUUCUCCAUUGCUGACCUGGCUAACAUUGAGCCCAUGUACCAGUACUCCCUCACCUGGUUUAUCAACCUCUUCAUCAGCUCCAUUGACAACUCCGACAAGAGCGAUGUCCUGGAGCAGAGACUGCAAAUCUUGAGAGACCACUUCACCUACUUACUCUAUGUCAAUGUGUGUCGCUCACUAUUUGAGAAGGACAAGCUGCUCUUUUCAUUCUGCCUCAGUGUCAAUCUGCUCAUGCACAACAAACUGGUGGAUGAGGGGGAGUGGCGCUUCCUGCUGACAGGUGGUGUGGGUCUGGACAACCCCCAUUCCAAUCCCUUCACCUGGCUCCCCAAGAAGUCCUGGGAUGAGUUCUGCCGCCUGGAUCAGAUGGAACGUUUCAAAGGUCUACGUCAUGACAUGGUUCGCCGUAAAAAUGAGUGGAAGGUGGUCUACGACAGCCCUAGCCCCCACCAGACUCCCUUCCCUGUCGGGUGGCAGGAUAAGCUGGGCCAGUUUCAGAAGAUGCUUGUGAUUCGCUGUCUCAGACCAGACAAGAUAAUUCCCAUGGUGCAGGAGUUUGUGUCAGACAACUUGGGUCGUCCCUUUAUCGAGGUUCCACCUUUCAACCUUGGCAAGGCCUUCAUGGAUAGCCACUGCUGUGCUCCCCUCAUAUUUAUCCUCUCCCCUGGCUCAGAUCCCAUGGCUGCUUUGCUCAAGUUCGGAGAUGAAAAGGGUUUCAGUGGUAACAAGCUGACUUCCCUCUCUCUGGGCCAAGGCCAGGGACCAAUUGCUAUGGAGAUGAUUAAGACAGGCAUUAAGGAAGGUACCUGGGUGGUCCUACAGAACUGCCACUUGGCCACCUCCUGGAUGUCCACACUGGAGAGAAUCUGUGAGGAGCUGGACCCAGACACUACACACCCAGACUUCAGGCUGUGGUUGACUAGCUACCCGUCUCCCACCUUCCCUGUGACUGUGCUCCAGAAUGGGGUCAAGAUAACCAACGAGGCCCCAAAGGGCCUCCGAGCCAACAUUGCGCGUUCCUUCCUAAUGGACCCCAUCUCUGACCCUGAGUUCUUUGGCAGCUGCAGCAAGUCGGCUGUGUUCAAGAAACUGCUAUAUGGCCUGUGCUUCUUCCAUGCUCUAAUCCAAGAGAGGAGGAAGUUUGGACCUUUGGGCUGGAACAUUCCCUAUGAGUUCAAUGAGACUGACCUCCGCAUCUCUGUGCAGCAGCUACACAUGUUCCUCGAACAGUACCAGGAUGUACCCUUUGAUGCCCUCCGCUAUAUGACUGGUGAAUGUAACUAUGGAGGGCGUGUGACAGAUGACUGGGAUAGACGGACGCUGCGCACCAUCCUCUCAAUCUUUUACACCCCAAAGAUCAUUGAUGACUCCGACUACAAGUUUGACCCCAGUGGGCUUUACUAUGCACCAGCAGAUGGUGAUUACAACAGCUACAUAGAAUACACCAAGUUGCUGCCACUCAACCCAUCACCGGAGAUUUUCGGCAUGAACGCCAACGCAGAUAUCACCAAGGAUCAGACUGAGACCCAACUACUGUUCGACAGCAUCUUGCUCACACAGUCCCGUUCUUCAGGCGGAGAUGCCAAAUUCUCAGAUGACAUGGUCUUUGAUGUGGCUGCUGACAUCCUGAGCAAGCUGCCUGCAGACUUUGAUUUGGAGGCAGUGAUGACACGCUUCCCUACCAGCUACAAUCAGAGCAUGAACACGGUGCUGGUGCAGGAGAUGGGACGCUUCAACAACCUCCUCCGGACCAUCCGAGAUUCCAGUGUUAACCUUCAGAGGGCCAUAAAGGGGCUGGCUGUGAUGUCUGCAGAGCUGGAGGAAGUAGUCAGCAGCAUCCUGAAGGGUCGCAUCCCUGGCAUGUGGAUGAAGAAGUCAUACCCCAGCCUCAAACCCCUAGGAAGCUACGUCAACGACUUCCUGGAGCGACUCAACUUUUUACAGGUUUGGUAUGAGGAGGGCACUCCAGCUGUUUUCUGGAUGUCAGGAUUCUUCUUCACCCAGGCCUUCCUGACUGGCGCGCAGCAGAACUACGCCAGAAAGCACACCAUCCCUAUCGACUUGCUGGGCUUUGACUUCGAGGUGCUGCAUGACAAGAAGUACAAAGAGCCGCCUGAGGAUGGAGUGUACAUUCGUGGGCUCUUCCUUGACGGUGCCCGUUGGGACAGAAACACCAAAGUCCUUGCUGAAUCCCACCCUAAAAUGCUGCACGACACCAUGCCUGUGAUGUGGCUGAAGCCAAUCAAGCAACAGGACAUCCCGCAGAGGAUGUGCUAUGUGGCGCCUGUCUACAAGACCAGCGAGCGCCGCGGCACCCUGUCCACCACCGGUCACUCCACCAACUACGUCAUCGCCAUGAAGCUCAACUCCAGCGUGCCCGCCGAGCACUGGAUCAGGAGAGGGGUAGCACUGCUCUGCCAACUCAGUUCCUAG